AAAUUCAUCAAGCAACAAUCAACAUGUCUGGACGUGGUAAAGGAGGAAAGGGACUCGGAAAGGGAGGCGCCAAGCGUCAUCGCAAGGUCUUGCGUGAUAACAUCCAAGGAAUCACCAAGCCAGCUAUCCGUCGUCUUGCCCGCCGUGGUGGUGUCAAGCGUAUCAGCGGUCUCAUCUACGAAGAGACCCGUGGUGUUCUCAAGGUUUUCCUCGAGAACGUCAUCCGCGAUGCCGUCACCUACUGCGAGCACGCAAAGAGGAAGACCGUCACUGCCAUGGAUGUCGUCUACGCCCUCAAGAGGCAGGGACGUACCCUCUACGGAUUCGGAGCGGCCUCCAGUGUAUGAAAAACAACAACACAGAUUAUGACGAGUUGGGCGAGGAUGGAUGUAGUGACAAACUGGAGUUAGUGAAAACGGCGCAUCUUGAAUAAUGACUGUCGCAAAAUCAGUUUGGAUUCUAUAUCAUGUUCAGUAUAGUCUAGCUAUCCUUGCCUGACAUGUCAUUCAUUGACCUCAACAUCGUUUCGAUUUUCGACGACAGGCGCACUGAUCCACUCAGAGAGCAAAUUCGCCCGCCUCUAGCUUCCGACAGUUCGGAGGGGGCGGGGGGGGGGGCAACCCCUGCAUUAUUCUUCGCCCAUCCAAAGCUAACAUCGAUGACGUCAGUGGGAUUUUAAAUAAUUUCCCUCAUGCGUUCUUCAAAAUAAUAGUGUCAUAUUUUUCUUUGAAAGUCUAAGAACAAUGAACCUGUUGAUUUUUCCUUUUUUUCGAUGCAUGUUUGCCCCUUAUCAUUCAGUGUGGGGCUCAAAAUCUAUACAAUUUUAAUUCUUGAUGUUGAACAACUGGUGGAAGAUGUGAAAAUAUCUAUAAAGGGAAUUUCGAAAAACAGAAUUAAAUAAAGAGAUAUGAUUAUAAUUAUCAGCGGUUAGGGGGCAACCACCCCCAUAAUUUUUCUAGAAGUGAAAAUAGGAGAAGAAAACGGAAAAUGACACUUUUAAAUAAGGAAGUAAGGAACUAUAUAAUUUAGUUGAGAAAAUAUGACAUUACUUGUCUUACGCCCCCUCCCCCAUAAAAUAUCCAGCAGCGUUAUGUUGCUUACAAUGAAGAUAAAGUUUUUUGUGGAUUUACAAUAAAAAUACUGAUUUCCUAGAUAAAUUCUUGUGAUGAGGAGUAAUUUUUUCUUAUUUUUUCCUAUUUGUUUUAAUUUCAUCUUAUAAGACAAUCGCAACAAUUUAGAUUAUAUUAUUAUAGUCGUUGUAUACAGUUUUACUGUUAUGUGUGUGAUGCUAGAAAAAUUUUCUAAGAGUAUUGUUUGGGGAUAGUUUUCAUUAUUUUUUUGUGUGAUUGUUAU
This is a messenger RNA of Lytechinus pictus (painted urchin), 1353 nucleotides long. RefSeq names its product histone H4. Gene Ontology annotation, cellular component: nucleosome. Gene Ontology annotation, biological process: nucleosome assembly. The transcript has 2 exons. NCBI's taxonomy places the organism in Eukaryota, Metazoa, Echinodermata, Echinoidea, Temnopleuroida, Toxopneustidae. Bases 24 to 347 code for a protein of 107 amino acids. The record is from RefSeq and is a predicted model, not a curated record. Gene Ontology annotation, molecular function: structural constituent of chromatin; DNA binding; protein heterodimerization activity.